Zonotrichia leucophrys gambelii is the source of this 2475-nucleotide messenger RNA. RefSeq names its product exocyst complex component 3 like 2 (gene EXOC3L2). Gene Ontology annotation, cellular component: exocyst. NCBI's taxonomy places the organism in Eukaryota, Metazoa, Chordata, Aves, Passeriformes, Passerellidae. Gene Ontology annotation, molecular function: SNARE binding. The record is from RefSeq and is a predicted model, not a curated record. Gene Ontology annotation, biological process: exocytosis; exocyst localization. The coding region runs from base 1 to 2475 and encodes 824 amino acids. The transcript is spliced from 12 exons.
AUGCCGCUGCUGCGGAGACCCCCGGAGGAGCCCCCCGCGCUGGGGGGCGCGGACCGGGACCCGUUCUCGGCGGACCCCGAGGGUCGCCGCCGCCGCCGGGCCACGCUGGGCGGGCUGGUGGGGCUGGGGGGACACCUGGGGGGACACCUGGGGGGACACCUGGGGGGACCCUUCGGCCUCCGCCGCCUCCGCGACCCCCGCGGGCGCCGCCGCUCCGAGGACGCGGGGGUCGCGCGGAGACCCCCGGAGGAGGCGGGGGGGAACAAGCGGGGGUCGCUGCUGAGGCUGGCCCUGGGCACGUGGGGACAGCGCGGCACCGAGAAGGGGUCGCCGGUGGAGGGACAGGCGGGGGACGGCGCCGAGGGAGCGGCGGGAGAGCGGCGGGAGAGCGGCGGGAGGGAGCGGGACGGCGGCGGGGACCGGGAGAGCGAGCGGGAGCCGCUGUCCGGUGAGUCCGGGCCUGGGGACAUUAUGGGGACACGGGGGGACAGGGACCGGGACCGGGAGCCGCUGUCCGGUGAGUCGGGCCUGGGACACCGGGGGGACCGGGAGAAGCGGCGGGAGCCGCUGUCCGUGCUGGAGAUCCUGGAGCUCAUCCAGCGCCGGCACCUGGUGGCCGCGGACGCUCAGAUCAUCGCGCUCGAGGCCGAGUGCUCGCUGUCCCCAUCGCGCCCUCCCUCCCCGUGUCCCCUCCCCUCGCCCCCUGCUUCCUCCCCAUCCCCACCAUCCUCCUCCUCCUCCUCCCCUCCGCCGUCCCCGGUGCCCGCCGGCGGCCGCCGCGCCCGGGACGUGGCCCUGCUGUACCGGGCGCUGCUGUCGCAGCUCUGGGCCGUGGUGGCCGAGUCGGUGGCGUCGCCGCCGCCCGCGCUGGCCCCGCUGCGCGCCGUGGUGGCCGUGCUGGAGCAGGAGGAGGCGGCGGACGCUCGGUGCCCGCCGGGGACGCGCCCGGGGCGGCCGCGGGCGCUGCGGCGGCGCUGGCACGAAGCCGUGGCCCGGGCGGCCGGGGAGCGGCUGGCGCAGGUGGCACCGGCGGGCGGGCUCGGGGCCCGGUUGGCCGCGCUGGCCGCCAGGGUGGUGGGGGACCUGGGGGUCGUGAGGGGCCGCGUGGCCCCCGAGUACCCGCCCGAGUGGGGGGCCACGGGGGUCUACGCCCGCGGGUACCACCGGGCGCUGGGGCAGCAGGUGAAGGCGCUGGCGCAGAGGCCGCUGGAUGUGGGCGAGAUGUACCUGCUGCUGGACUGGCACAGCAACGCCUACCCCAGGGAGGUUUUGGGGCACCCCGAGGUGGGGGCGCUGCUGCGGGAGCAGGAAUUGGGGCCCCUCCUGCCCCCCGAGACCCAGCGGGACCUGGAGAGAUCCUGCAUUGCCGCGGUGAAGGCCAAGGUGGAGGUGGCCGUGGCGCAGGAGCUGCAGCUCAGCGAGGACAGGUGGCCCGAGGAUGUCACCAGCCAGGACAUGGAGGACGGGCUGGCCACGCGUGUCACCGGGCUGCUGCGGGCGCACGUGGACCGAGCCCCCCAGGUGACCCCCGAGUUCGGCCGGGAGAUGGCGCACAGCCUGCUGGGAGUGCUGGUGGCCUUCCUGCACAGCUUCCAGCGCAAGGUCGAGCGGUUCCUGGACGGCCCCGGUGACGCGGCACCGCCCGACGCCACCCCCGGCCGCGCCAUCGCCCUGGCCAACUGCUGCCCCCCGUUCAGGGCGUUCGCGGAGCGGCUGGCGCAGUUCGGGCACGCCGAGAGCGAGGAGCCGCGGCGGCAGGCGCACGCGGCGCUGGACAGGGUGACCCGGGCGUGCGGCCACCUCCUGACGCGGCGGCUCUUCGAGGAGCUCAAGCCGCACUUCGGGAAGCUGAUGAAGCGCAAGUGGCUGACGAGCUCGGACGCCUUCGACGCCAUCGUGAUGCUCGUGACCGGCUUCGCGCAGACCCUGCGGCCGCUGCACCCCGAGCCCCACCAGGUGCUGGUCAGCGAGCUGCACCGCCGCGUGCUCAUCGAGUAUGUGCGGCCGCUGCUGCAGGGGCGCCUGGUGUGCGCCUCGGCCAAGGCGCGCGCCCGCGUGGCCGCUCGGCUCGGGGACGAGGCCCGGCAGCUCCGCGAGCUCUUCUCGCGCCUGGACUCGGCGUCGCCCUGGCUCGACUCGGUGGUGCCGCGGCUGCGGGAGCUGCUGGUGCUGGAGGACACGGCGGCGCUGCAGAUGGAGGUCGGGGCGCUGGCCAGGGACUUCCCCGAUGUCCGGCGCCGACACGUGGCCGCCCUGCUGGACGCGCGGGGCCUGCGGGCUCAGGGCCCCCGCCGGGAGAUCCUGGGGGUGCUGCAGGACCUGGGCGGGGGCUCGGAACCGGCACCGGGCCCGGUCCCGCCGCGGAGCCGCGCGUUCUUCGCGGAGCUGGCGGCGCCGCGCCCGGUGCGCUGCCUCCCGUUCCAGCUGCGGCUGCCGCGGCUCCCGCGCCGCGGCCCCGCCCGGCCCCGCCCGUGA